AAUUCUUUCACGCUGUGUUAAUCGCGGACGAAAAAGUGACAUCCCAACAUCGCAAACAUGGCCACCGAGUUGACGGUCCAAAGCGAACGCGCUUUCCAGAAGCAACCUCACAUCUUCGUGAAUCCGAAGGUUCAGAGCGGCAAGACCAAGCGUAAGGGAAAGGGUGGUCGAAGAUGGUAUAAGGAUGUUGGUCUUGGUUUCCGUACCCCAAAGACCGCUAUCGAGGGAAGCUACAUCGACAAGAAGUGCCCCUUCACCGGUCUGGUCUCCAUUCGUGGCCGUAUCCUCACCGGCAAAGUGGUGUCUACCAAGAUGCACCGCACCAUCAUCAUCCGCCGCGAAUAUUUGCACUAUAUCCCCAAGUACUCUCGUUAUGAGAAGCGCCACAAGAAUCUGGCUGCCCACGUCUCACCCGCGUUCCGUGUUGAGGAAGGCGACCAGGUUGUCGUUGGACAGUGCCGUCCUUUGUCUAAGACUGUACGAUUCAAUGUUCUGAGAGUGCUCCCGCGUACGGGUAAGGCGGUCAAGUCUUUCUCGAAGUUCUAGACAGCGACACGAAACCAGUUUUCACGGGGCACAAAUGCAUAGCAUCAUGGGUUUUAUUCCGAGUUCCGGCGCGAUGAGGCAGCAUGACGCCUCGACAUCACAGGCGUGUAUGAAAAUAGGGGUUCUCAUUUGAUCAAAGAACCAACUUGAGGGUUUAGCCAUUAGAUACAAAUGAAAAGUCUAAGGUCUGACUCUUUCACCACUACUGAGAUCCAGAAUGAUUUAGCUCCUAUCUGCGUCCGAUGAACAUAUGAAAUAAUACCAACGUUGAAUGAUUUGAUCCCUUCAUUUUGUAAGUGUGCCUGAACAACAACUCAACUAGGUGGAAUGUGCCAGCGUCAUGGGCAUGGCUUAACGAUCGGUCUCUGUGGUUAUACAACUGGCAUUGUAAGCUUUUCUCUGCAAGAGCUGUGUAAGGUGCAUACUCUCCAAAACCAAAAGGAACGAGCUAGUCGUACUCUGCUCGAACACCUAGCAGC
This is a messenger RNA of Verruconis gallopava, 1025 nucleotides long. RefSeq names its product 40S ribosomal protein S11. Gene Ontology annotation, biological process: translation. The transcript is spliced from 5 exons. Gene Ontology annotation, cellular component: ribosome; cytosolic small ribosomal subunit. The record is from RefSeq and is a predicted model, not a curated record. Gene Ontology annotation, molecular function: structural constituent of ribosome. Bases 58 to 546 code for a protein of 162 amino acids. NCBI's taxonomy places the organism in Eukaryota, Fungi, Ascomycota, Dothideomycetes, Venturiales, Sympoventuriaceae.